Molecule: messenger RNA, 891 nt
Organism: Cheilinus undulatus (humphead wrasse)
Lineage: Eukaryota; Metazoa; Chordata; Actinopteri; Labriformes; Labridae
Gene: tmem218
Product: transmembrane protein 218
Exons: 3
Coding region: 267-614 (115 amino acids)
Source: RefSeq, a predicted model, not a curated record
CGAGACGCUCAAGUACAUCCGUUCGAUUGAUGAGGUACGGCACGAGAAUUGGCGCGUUAAUGGCCAACAAACAGCUAAUUUAACAGUAAAACUGGGCGCUGAACCUCUAGAAAUGACGGUGAACUGUUCAGUAAGUCACCAAAUGAAAGCACAGCUUAGCAGUAACAACUAACCAGCUCUCACACCGAGGGGACUGACCGUUAGCCAACACCUGCGGGGUUAGGUGGUCAGUUGUCCUAUUAAUUUAUAAAAUAAGUUAAACAAACAUGACGAACACGGUGUUAGAGGUCGGUACGGGCAUCUUCAUCAUCGCCUUGGUGUGGAUAGCAGCUUCUGUGUUCGGGUUGAUGCUGCUGAGAGCUUCUGGAUCAGCAAAAUUGGGUGUUAUCCCCCUGUUCCUCCUGGCUGUAACAAUCACUUUGGCCCUUAUAUUUUUCCCUCGGAGUCCGGAGACACCGACCCCUUUCAAAGAGAUCGAGAUUGUGGACACGUUGUUUAUCGGGCGUUACAUCCUCCUGGUGGUGGCGAGUCUUGUCUUUCUGGUGGCGUUCUUCAUGCUACUUCCUUUUCAUCUCCUGGAGCCGGUCCAUGCCAAGGCCUUGAGGACACACUGAAGCUGCCAGGUUCAGAGCUGGCACCGGGACCACGUCUUUAAUGUACAGAACUUAAAGACAAACAGCGCUGAAGAGAGGGGCCCCUUCACACGGGAACAAAAUGCACAAUUCAGGCCAAACACGAACAGCAGGAGGGACUGUGGAUGUUAAAGACUGGAUGUUUGGAGGGUCUUGGCUGUUUUUAAACUGCAAACACAAAAGAGAUAAUCAACAGUUUGUUUUUUUUGCUGUUACAUAUCAUUCCAAACAUGAGAUGAAUAAACUGUUUCUUUUUCUA